Erinaceus europaeus (western European hedgehog) is the source of this 2356-nucleotide messenger RNA. It is a transcript of the gene ERICH6, whose product is annotated as glutamate rich 6. The record is from RefSeq and is a predicted model, not a curated record. The coding region runs from base 38 to 2356 and encodes 772 amino acids. NCBI's taxonomy places the organism in Eukaryota, Metazoa, Chordata, Mammalia, Eulipotyphla, Erinaceidae. The transcript is spliced from 14 exons.
ACAAAGAGGAGCAGAGGGAGGAAGGAAGGAAGACGAGAUGGAGAACGAGAGGGGCUUGCCUAAGGAGGUGGUCUUGAAGGAGGAGGUGACCGAAGAAGAGGAGGAGAUUACAGAGGAGGAGGAGAAAGAGGUUGAGGAGGAGGAGAAAGAGGUUGAAGAGGAGGAGAAAGAGGUUGAGGAGGAGGAGGAGGGGCAGAAGGUUGAGAAAGAGGAAGAACCGGAGAAGGCCAAGGAAGAAUGGGACGAAGAGGAGGUAAAACAGGAGGCAGCAGCCGAGUUCGAGAAGCUGGAUAGUCUGACGCUCCCCGAGGAUUUCAGCAAGCAGGAGGAGUAUUUCUGGAAGAUGCUGGACUCGAACUUGUACACCGACCUGGAAUCCAAGGAGUACCCACCCCGCAUAGCCAGCAUCGCCAGCCCCAGCCUGAGCCCCACGCCCCUGCAGACCCCCAACACCAGCCUGACCUGGAGCCAGAAGACCAGCACCAGCUCCUUCUCCAACCUCUCGGACAUGACAGGCAUCCCUGGGAAAGAGAGCUUCAUCUCCCUGCAAAGGAGCAGCCUCACCUCCAUGCAAAGGAGCAGUUUCAUCUCCCUGCAAAGGAGCAGCCACCACUCCCUGCAAAGGGACAGCCUCUCCUCCCAGCAAAGGGGCAGCCUCUCCUCCCAGCAAAGGGGCAGCCUCUCCCCCCUGCAAAGGGGCAGCCUCUCCCCCCUGCAAAGGAGCAGCCUCACCUCCCAGCAAAGGAGCAUCUCCUCCCAGAAAAGUUUUCCUAAAAUAUUUCAGAGAUUUAAGAACGACUCUGAAAUAAGUUUAGAUAGCUUUCAAAAACUGGCAGUUGGAAUUCCAACCGCAAUACAGACGGAAGAAAGUUGGCUUCAAGAACUAUUCAAAAAGCAUUCCAAGAAGAAAAUACCCCCUAAAGCAAAGGGGUACAAAUCUAAAGGCACAGUUCCUAAGUCAAGAGAAAAAUGGAUGAUCCGUCCAGAAGAGUCAAGUCUAAAUGUUUUAUGUGAGCUGGAGUUUAAGGAAGACUUUAUAUCCCUGUUUGAACCUUCUCUGAGAACAUUACCCAGCAUCGGGCCACCCUCCAUUCUGGCAUACAAACAUGAGAGUGCUAAGAGAGUCAUCAAACUGAAGAAAGAAGAGGAAGAGGAGCUACCACUCACGUGUGAAUUCUGUGGGAGCAAUCUGAGAAAGUUUCCUUCCGACGUGGACAUUUACUCUGACAACAUAAACGAAAUGGAACUCACUGCCUGUUGUAGUGAAUACCAACAUCUAAUUGACUUCAUCAGGGAGGAAAGGCAAAAAAGUGAAAGCAGUGAAACUGAACUAAUCUCCAUCAGUCCUCAUGCAGCCCACGGCAGUGAAGUUGAGCGGAUCAAAGCCAAGGAAAAGGCCCUUCAGAGAAAACAGGAGCGACAGAUGGCCAAACAAUAUGCAUUUAUAAGAACGGAACCGACUAUUUUUCCUGAAGAAGAUACCAGACAUAGUAAAAUCACUUAUCAACUCUCUUUGGAUAUUCCAAUAAUAGAAGAGGAGGAAGACAGACUAACAGAUUUUUCACUAGCGAGAAGAAACAUAUCCAUUGUUUGCUGUGACUCAAGGAUAGCAGGUGGAAAGAUCAUGAGGAAUGAACUCCUAGAGAGGUACUACAAACAUGGGGGCAAGUUUCUGACUUCAUUUCCAGACGGGACAACACAAAUAUUUUACCCCUCUGGAAACCUAGCCAUCAUCCAAGUGCCCAACAAGGUCCGGGGUUUCACUUGUAUAGUCCAAGAAGACGCGUCUAUGGAACCUGCAAUCCUGGCAGUGCUGAGCUCUUCUGGCAGAAGUUCCUGCUAUCAUCCUAACGGAAAUGUCUGGGUAUUCAUCAAUAUCUUGGGAGGUCAAUAUUCAGAUGAAACUGGCAACCGCAUAAGGGCCUGGAAUUGGUCAAGUUCCGUUGCUGCUGUUCCUUUUGUUUCCUUUAAGCCUGUCUUUCUGGCUUUGAACCGUUAUGUUGGACUUCGCAUCUUAGAGCAAGACAAGAUUUCAAUCACUUUUCUAGCAAUGGGCCAACAGGCAAAAAUCAGUGUCGGGACCAAAGUGAAGCUCCAGAAACCACAGGAGAUUCCACUUCAUCGAUACCUGAAUGGGGACGACCUUCUCCUACUGGCAAGCUUGAUAAAGAUUCGACGCUUGCUUCACAAGCUUGAAGGAUAUAUGAAUUUUCCCUCCAACCAGGUUUGGGAAAAAUUAAAGCAACCUUCUUAUAUUUCUUCACUUUCCCUAAGACUAAUGGCCCUUUGUCAGAAUUCUGGUAUAAAGAAAGAUAUAAUAGCAACAGUAACAGCUAUAAUAAAUGAAAGAAUUUAG